CUGUUCACAAACCUUGAUCGAUGUGUAACUGCAAUUAUCUUAUCAUUGACUCUGAUGAUUCAUCAAAGAUAUAAUUCUGCAAUCUGAUUAUUCUAGCCUCUAUGUCCCAAGCAUUUUUUGGCCUCAGUAAGAACUCCCUAUACUUUAACAGACCUACAUCUAUAUUCCGUAGUUCUAAGCCUGUGACCCAAAGCUCUUGAGAAGUUGAAAAUAUCGUGCAAAGAACUUGAGAAGGCAAACGAGACGAGGGGCACGAGGCACGUGAAUUUUUCUGCAGUCUGCUGCAGCCUGCAGUUCUCCCGAUUUCCGAGCGUUUCGUGAUGGCUGGCCGGGGAACUCGUGGUAGCCAGUCCAUGACCAACCUUUCGGAGCCCAAAAAAAGCAAUCGUGGUGCGGCUAACGCCAGAAGUCGAGGUCGUGGCCGAGGAGACAGUCGGGGUCGUGGCAAAGGAGGGAACAAUCCUACACCUCGUGAGGAUCAUGCCAGAUAUCAGGAAACUCCUUCCAAUUAUCCAAGACCUCUGCUUGAAUCACCUUUAAGUGGCCCACCUCCUUAUCAUGGUGAUCACUAUGGCUCGCCUGAUCAUGGCCCUCAGCAAAACUAUUACUCUCGCCCUAACGCACCUCCCAACUACCACCCAAAUGCACCUACCAACUAUCAUCCCAAUGGACCUCCCAACCAUCACCCUAACGCACCUCCCAACUAUCACCCAAAUGCACCUACCAACUAUCAUCCCAAUGGACCUCCCAACCAUCACCCUAAUGCACCUCCCAACUAUCACCAUAACGCACCUCCUAAUUAUCACCCUAACGCACCUCCCAACUAUCACCCUAACGCACCUCCCAACUAUCACCCUAACGCACCUCCUAACUACCACUCGAAUGCACCUCCUAGCCAUCACCCUAACGUACCUUCCAACUAUCCCUCUAGUGAACCAAACUACCCUCAUUCUAAUGGACCUCCUCACCCGCAUCACGACACAAAUGCUCCACACAGCCGCUCCCAUCCUCGCGGUGAACCAAGAGCUAAAGAUGACCCAGACUCCCGGAGUAAAAAUAGUGCUGCACCGCGUCUUGAAAUAAAAGAACUUAUCCAUGCUCUCAUGCAAGCUCCUCAUCAACGACUCUCGUCUAAAACAAUUCUAAACAAAUUUAAAUGCUCAGAGCACGCUCUGCAAACUGUUGGUUCUAUGAACAAGACUUUACUAUCAGUUACCGUGAACUCAGAUGGUACGUUUGUUGAGCUUCUUCCAAACAUUGCGAUCUGUGAUGACUAUUUAGGAGAGAAGGGCUGCAUGGCAUCCGAUAGCUGCAAGAAGUUUCACAUUUGCAAAAAUUUUGCUUCUGGUGAUUGUCAAGAAAGCACUGAAUGCGAAUUAGGCCAUGUUUGGAAGAGUAACCACAAUAAGAAAAUUUUCCAAAUACAUCAACUCGACAGCUUUGAUGAGGCUCAGCUGAAGAAUGUGAUGAAGAAAGUCUAUCUCCGGCGACUUGGCAUUUCCGUCUGUAAGUAUUAUAACGAUGCAGUGUGCAGCAAUGGUCAGCAGUGUAAUGCUUUGCAUGUUUGCAAGAAUAUGGUGGAAGUUGGAAGCAAAUGCGAAAGUGAAAUUUGUGCUCUCAAUCAUGAUAUUCUGGAAGCUAAAUGCAAGUCCUUACUCACUGCGGCUGGAAUUGAUAUCAACGACAGCAAGAGAGACAUUUUGACAAAAGUUAGGAAGAUGCUCCAACAGACCAGUGACGAUGCCAAGUCCAAAGCUGAUGACGCAGACAAGAAGAAUAAGAAAACAGGAAGUAAAUUGGAUUGUUUCCAAUCCUUGGAGGAGCAAGAGACUGCUGCUUUCAGUGUCGUGAAAUCCUUGCUGUCCACAUUCAAUUACUGGAAUUUCUUGGACAAACUUAGUGAAAGACUUGAAAUGAGCUCCGACAAAUCCCUGCAGCUAAUCCAGUUCUACAACAGGACUUUCUUGAUACACCAUAGCAAUGCAGGAACACUGGUGAAGUUGCAACCGAAGAUUGAUUUGUGUGUCCAUUACAAGUCAUCGCAAAAAUGUGUUGCUGGCAAGAACUGUUCGUUCUUGCACUUAUGCUCAGCCUUCAUGGAAGAUAAUUGCUCCAACGAGGGCUGCACCAGAUUGCAUCGUCUGAAUAAAAGUCCCAAUGAGGAGAUCCUGAAACGUCAUUUCUUGAUCAACAUUCCUGAGAAAUUAGUGAUCAAUUAUUUGAAAGUGAGGUUCCAACUGGGUCGCCUUCCGUACGUUUGUUUCCCGUAUAAUGAAGGGAAUUGUACUCAAUCAAAUUGUGGUCAACUACACGUUUGCUAUGAUGUCCUGUUUACACUGAAAGCUUGCUAUAAGCGCAACUGCGAUAAAAACCACGACAUUUUGAGCGACGGAAAUCGAAAAGUUUUAGCAGCCUGGGCACAAAUAGGUGACAGUGUACUGAAAACUGUGCUAUCAGCGAGAAUUUCUACAAUGCCUAAAAGCACGACCGCGACCGAGCCUGCAACAAACGCAAGACGAAAAGAGAAAAUUGUGCCUCCAAAACCUGCGAAACUCCCAGUAAAAAAAAGUAAGAAUGAGCCAGGAAAUGAAAAAAGCGAUGCCAUUGUUGCUAAAACGUCCUACCAAUUGGACGGAAAUGCUAUUGUACCCGAAAUAUGUUUGGACCACUUGAACGAUUCCUGCAAACCUGCAACUGCCAUGUGCCCUAAGCUGCACGCACGAGUCGCGUAUCAUUGGCAGUUUGAUCUAAAUGGAUCUUGGACAAACUUCAUUUUCCCACACUCCAACCACAUUGAAGAAUGCUACCGUGAUGCUGCCCGUGACACAGCUAACCUACAGUCGCGAGAGUAUGGUAGAACUCUCCAAGAUAAAAUAUUGCUUUCUUUCAUGAAAGAUGAUGGACUGAUGAUUGACUUUGACUCAAUGAUGCUGAUCACUAAGCUACAAAGCUUUCCGGUGCGCCGUCUAGGAACGUCUUCUACUUCCUUCAGUUCGAACAACUUCUCGACCGUCUACGGAUGGUACUUUCAAGACAAGAAUGGUGCUUGGAUCGAGUACGGAUUGUGUGAUAGUACCGGCUCCGAGAAUCACUCGUCUCUUCUGACAUCGAUGGACAUAGAAAAAGCUUACAGUACUGAUCCUUCCACUCUUCAAAUCCCAACAUCGCGCUUCACCUACACUUUAAACUUUAAAAAUAUGACUCAGACUAACAACCAAACGAAUGUCACACGUUCCGUACGCCGACGCCCGAAGCAUGUUCUCAUGGAGAAGCUGAAACCGUCGGAUCCUUAUGGUCUGAAGAGCUCUCUGACUGAGGGCAUUGCAAAGCUUAAACUUGCUACGAAUUCGAAGGACAAUGCAUCUCGACCUCCAUCUAAGAACGAGAAGGACAGCGCCGAUGGUUUGUAUCCUCCUUUUUGGGAAAAAAUGGACGGAGAUGGCCCCAAAUUUUUCAGCGUUGAUCCAAAUUCAGAGGAAGGGCUAGAAGUCGUCCGAAGUAUUUUGCUAUCCAUGCCUGCUGUCGAGGUUUUACGGAUUCGCCGCCUCCAAAAUACGUUCCACUAUCAAGGCUUCACAAAUCGCAUGAAUCAAGUGAAGGCUACCACCAGGAAGACUAUUCUGAACAUCCAGCGUUUGUUCCACGGAACUAGGGAGAAGCAUUUGACUGCGAUCAGUGAAAUGAACUUCGAGUGGAGGCAGGACUGUGCUGAUUCUGGAAAGAAAUUUGGACGAGGCGCCUAUUUUUUCAACAAUGCUGCCCUAGCUCAUCAGUUCGCGUCAAACCUAGCAGGAGAAGACUCUCGCAGUGCCGUGGUGCUUGCAGUCGCCGACGUGUAUGUAGGCAACGUAGCGCUCGGUGACCCAAGCAUGUUACGCCCUCCUCUCAACGCAUCAGGCAUCAUGACUGACACGACUGUGGACAACCUCACCGUACCGUCCAUAUUUGUCAAGUACAACAGUCGCGAGUACUGCCCCCACUACUUCAUCAACGUUAAAAUUUAAUGCGAAAACUUCGAACUGAUAGGGACGGCUGAUAAUAGUGACAUUGAUGAAUGACGGUCUUGUUAGCCCGCUGCAAAUUAUAAAAGUAAAACAUUUAUUCUGAGUAAGGCUCAGAAACUGUAAGCACUUUUGGCUAGCUGUUUUUUAUCUUCGCAGUAUCAGUUACGGAGUAUUUUAUCAUCGGAGUAUUAGUUGCAUUAGACAGCUAAACCAGCCAUAUUUCCGCUAUGAGGUACGUAGGAAAAAUGAGAUCGUACGUAGGCCCUUCUUAUUUUGCGACGACUUGACCCAUCAGGAUUUCACACAGUCUGAUUAUAAAGAAACAAUUUUGAAGCUUUCUUUCUAUUUUGCUUCUUUCUGAGAGCUAAUCAUUAUAUGGAGCUUCUCUUCAUAUCCUGGCCUUUUUUAUAAGUCGCGCUGUUUUGCUCCAAUUUUUGCAAGUUUGAGGCUGCUAUACAGGCUGGCGUCUAUGUUCAGAGUAAUGUUGACUCGAAUCGCAUCGGGUGCUGAUGUGCCAGAUGUACUUUGAAUAAGACCAUAGUCUCUUCAUUUUACCAUAGGUAAUAAAUGUUUAGAUAUGUUGUAAAAAUCGUGAUAUGAUCAAGUCUUUGAUUGGACAAUGCAUUCAUUAUAACAAUAUUGUUCAGCCUGAAAAUUUCUUCUUUUACUUCUGUUCAAUUUAGUUUAUUUAUUUUAUUUGAGGUCGCCAAACCUCAACUAUUCUUAGCUAAACUUUAUUCUCUAUUUCAGAUUUGGUUGCCUAUGGCUAGCGCCUGAUGUUUAUAAAAAUAUCAAUAAUCAUUGAUUAUUUUGAUUGAAAUAGAUGAGAAUAUUAAUUAGCUUUGCGCCACCUAGGUUGUCUUUCGUUGAGUGUAAUGUUAUUCAUAGAUUUGCCCAAGACAUGCUAUUGAGAUGGUGUACUGGAAUAUGAUGCUAUCAUGAUUCCGUGUAGGAUUAGUUCUCGACUAGUGCGUUAAUCGCAUACGCUGUUUGUGCCUUCUACGUGUGCCGUCGAUAUUAUCAGUAAUAUUAUUUUUCAAAUAUAUUCAUGUAUCGAUAUACUAGUGCUGUUAUAUCAAAGCACAUUUGCCUUUUCGGCAUUGAGGGACCCGCAGCUCGUGUAGCCGGGAUGAUGGUUUGUACGAGGUGUUCUCGACAGUGCUGUAUAAUUUCUAUCAAAUCUUAAAAAAAAUUUAUUUCAUAACUGUAAACUGACUCUACCUGGCACUCAGCUGAGAUGUAGAUUAUUCAGUAAAAAUCCAUAUGGACCAUUCAUUAUUCAACUAUCCAUAUGAACGAUUUGAAGAAACACAAGCUUGACUGUCAAGUAGAUGGAUUACGGUGUACAAGAUAAAGUUCUUAGAUUGGACAGGUUCUCUGCAAUAUCAUCGUGUUUUUUCAUAAAAUUCAGUGAAGUAACAAUUCCAGUCCGAUUGAAUUUUAUCUAGUGGUGAAAAUUCAUAAUGAUGCAAUCGCGCAUUGCAAUGUUUUUAUAGAAAGUAAGAGCAGUGAGAUACUUGUUACCGUCAUAACGUGUUAGUCAGCGAAUCAGUUAUUCAUAUGCCGACCAUAUCAACGUGGUGACGUUAAAUUCACUUCCGGAGACGCGCUUUGCCCAUCAAUUCUGACGGAUUGCCUUGACCCAAAAUACCUCGUUUGUUGGUCGACGGAUAUUUUUGGACUGUAGUUUGAUUUCUUACUGUUAUGUAUUAAAUUAGUAUUAAUAACUAUACUCGUUAUGGGCAAAAGGAUAUUUCUUAACAGCACAGCCACAUUUGUUUCUUAGUUACGUGCCUCGAUGUAGAUGGCCUUGAAAAGUUGAAACUCUUGUCUUGUUCAGAAGCGUACACUCAUGUAGAACAGGCUCCCACCUUUCGCACAAUUCUGACUGGAAACGUAGUAAUGAAUGUUUCGAGAAAACGCUUCAUGCGAUCCUCUGUAAUCCAGAUAUUCUGUUUAUUGUGUUUUUUUUUUUUUUUUAUUUGUGGGUUAUUGCUUAUGUUUCUUAGUUUUAUUCAUGGGUUAUUGCUUACGUUUCUUAGUUGAACUUGUAUUUUGACUGAAUAAAGACUUGUGUUUUGAUUCAAUGAAAA
Molecule: messenger RNA, 6097 nt
Organism: Hyalella azteca
Lineage: Eukaryota; Metazoa; Arthropoda; Malacostraca; Amphipoda; Hyalellidae
Exons: 3
Coding region: 321-4004 (1227 amino acids)
Molecular function (GO): NAD+ poly-ADP-ribosyltransferase activity; zinc ion binding
Source: RefSeq, a predicted model, not a curated record